Symbiodinium sp. CCMP2592 is the source of this 267-nucleotide messenger RNA. Lineage: Eukaryota; Dinophyceae; Suessiales; Symbiodiniaceae. The record is from the annotation of a GenBank genome assembly.
AUGACGGAAGAAGCCAAGGAGCUUCUGACGAAGAUCGGCACGGAGAGUACGUUGCGGUAUGCAAUUCACUUAAUCACCUGCUCCAAUCUCGUGGCCAUGAAGCGGAAGGCACAGGAGGUUGAUGUCCAGGACAUCCGCAAGGUCUACUCGCUCUUUGUGGAUGUCAAGCGGUCUACGCAGUUCCUCAUGGAGUAUCAGCAGGAGUUCAUGUUCUCCGAGGUGCACGAAGAGGAGGAUGCCGAGAUGCCUCAGGCGAAGGAGACUUGA